AUGUCUGCCAACCUGGACAAGUCCCUCGAUGACCUCGUCGGUAACCGCCGCCGCAACGUUCGCGCCGGUCGCAACAACCGUCGUGGCGCUGCGAAAGCCUCUGUCGGAGGUGUGAAGAAAUCUGCCAAGGCAACCAAGCCGGCCGCAAAGGCUGUCCACCCUACUCCUGCGCCAACUGCUUCUAGCAAGAUCAUCGUGAGCGGAUUGCCUGCCGAUGUGUCUGAGGGCAAUAUCAAGGAAUACUUCACCAAGUCUGCAGGUCCCAUCAAGAAGGUGAUGCUCACCUAUAACCAGAACGGUACCAGCCGAGGCAUUGCUUCGAUCAUCUUCGCCAAAGCCGACACCGCUGCGAAGGCUGCCAAGGAGCUUAAUGGACUUCUGGUUGAUGGCCGUGCCAUGAAGAUCGAGGUUGUUUACGAUGCCUCUCACGCCCCGGCGGUUCCCGCUCCCAAGCCCCUCAACGAGCGCAUCGCUGCUCAGAAGGCCAAGGCCAAGCCUAAGCCCGCCACUGUCACCAAGGCAGCCAACACCAACACCAACACUGCUACCCGUGGUCGUGGUGGCCGCGGCGCUCGUGGCCGCAACCCCGGUCGUGGCAAGCCCAAGAGUAUCGAGGAGCUUGAUGCUGAGAUGGUCGACUAUUUUGCUGGUGGUGAGACUGCCCCUGCUGACAACAGUGUCCCCGUCAAUGGAGCUGCUCCUCAGGCCACCGUUGGUGAGGACCAGGGCAUGGCCGAGAUUUCCUGA
Messenger RNA from Penicillium odoratum, 747 nucleotides. RefSeq names its product putative RNA annealing protein Yra1. Gene Ontology annotation, biological process: mRNA export from nucleus. The transcript is spliced from 6 exons. Gene Ontology annotation, molecular function: mRNA binding. Bases 1 to 747 code for a protein of 248 amino acids. The record is from RefSeq and is a predicted model, not a curated record. Gene Ontology annotation, cellular component: nucleus. Lineage: Eukaryota; Fungi; Ascomycota; Eurotiomycetes; Eurotiales; Aspergillaceae.